AUGACCCGCUGCUCAGUGACUCUGUGGUGUGUGAUCCUCAGGUCCUUCUACAGCCUGGGGCAGGGCGUGUGGCUCCCCGUCAGUAAGAGUUUCGUGGUGCCCCCCGUGGAGCUGUCCAUCAACCCCAUCGCCAGCUGCAAAACAGACGUCCUGGUGACCGAGGACCCAGGGGAGGUCAGAUGCGAGCUCCACGAGGUCAGGACAUUGCUGGGUUGCCAUCCUCAGUCUCAGACCCUGGUCCUCACAGUCUCAGACCCUGGUCCUCACAGCCUCAGACCCUGGUCCUCACAGUCCCAGACCCUGGUCCUCACAGUCCCAGACCCUGGUCCUCACAGUCUCAGACCCUGGUCCUCACAGUCCCAGACCCUGGUCCUCACAGCCACAGACCCUGGUCCUCACAGCCUCAGACCCUGGUCCUCACAGCCUCAGACCCUGGUCCUCACAGUCCCAGACCCUGGUCCUCACAGUCCCAGACCCUGGUCCUCACAGUCCCAGACCCUGGUCCCCAGUCCAGACCUGGUCCUCACAGCCCAGACCCUGGUCCUCACAGUCCCACAGACCCUGGUCCUCACAGCCUCAGACCCUGGUCCUCACAGCCUCAGACCCUGGUCCUCACAGUCCCAGACCCUGGUCCUCACAGUCCCAGACCCUGGUCCUCACAGUCCCAGACCCUGGUCCUCACAGUCUCCAGACCCUGUCCCAGACCCUGGUCCUCACAGUCCCAGACCCUGGUCCCCACAGUCCCAGACCCUGGUCCCCACAGUCCCAGACCCUGGUCCCCACAGUCCCAGACCCUGGUCCCCACAGUCCCAGACCCUGGUCCCCACAGUCCCAGACCCUGGUCCCCACAGUCCCAGACCCUGGUCCCCACAGUCCCAGACCCUGGUCCCCACAGUCCCAGACCCUGGACCUCACAGUCCCAGACCCUGGACCUCACAGUCCCAGACCCUGGUCCCCACAAACAAAACCCAGGAACAGCCAGACUCCAAACUGUCUCUGUGCCAUGUGCCGCACUCACCCACGAGAGGCUGCCUCACCCACGAGAGGCUGCCUCACCCACGGGAGGCUGCCUCACCCACGAGAGGCUGCCUCACCCACGGGAGGCUGCCUCACCCACGAGAGGCUGCCUCACCCACGGGAGGCUGCCUCACCCACGAGAGGCUGCCUCACCCACGGGAGGCAGCCUCACCCACGAGAGGCUGCCUCACCCACGAGAGGCUGCCUCACCCACGGGAGGCUGCCUCACCCACGAGAGGCUGCCUCACCCACGAGAGGCUGCCUCACCCGCGAGAGGCUGCCCCACGCCUGGCUCUCCUGGUGGGCCGCCGCGGGGUCGCAGAGGGUCCAGGGCCCUUCAGGGACUGGACCGGAUCCUGGGAAGAGGCCAUGCUGUCCACAUACUUCGAGAGCGUGGACGACCUACUGGCUUCCUUCGGUCCCGUCAGAGACUGCUCCGAAGACAACGGAGGCUGCAAACGGAACUUCAAAUGUGUCACGGACCGACAGAUGGACUCCUCCGGCUGUAUGGAGGAGGAGGAGGAGGAGGAGGAGGAGGAGGAGGAGGAGGAGGAGGAGGAGGAGGAGGAGGACUGUGUCUGGAUCAGGACAAUGGGGGAUUACAGACAGCUUUUCCCUGGCUGCCUCGCUGUGAUGAAUGGGCCCAAUCUCCCCAUGGCUGGAGAAGCAUCACAUCCACACGUUCCUUUCACCGACAAGAUCUGA
This is a messenger RNA of Knipowitschia caucasica, 1722 nucleotides long. Lineage: Eukaryota; Metazoa; Chordata; Actinopteri; Gobiiformes; Gobiidae. The record is from the annotation of a GenBank genome assembly.